This is a messenger RNA of Triticum urartu, 1609 nucleotides long. Its product is annotated as pectate lyase 1-like. The record is from RefSeq and is a predicted model, not a curated record. Lineage: Eukaryota; Viridiplantae; Streptophyta; Magnoliopsida; Poales; Poaceae. Gene Ontology annotation, molecular function: pectate lyase activity.
UGAAACAUUUGCAAUCUAUUAAUUGACCACAUUAACAAGACUCAACAAAACGUUCGUUUGUUGCUCCCAAAAACCGCCACCUUCCUUUAAAAUGGUUUGAAAGAAGCUCAUUAGUGUCAAUAGACAAACACGUCUAAGCAUGGCACUCAAAGAAUUACUCAUGUCCGUCACCCUCCUCUUCCUUCUCCUCCGAGCCGCCACCGCGAACCACCGGCACGAGAACGUCAUCGACCGGUGCUGGCGCGGCCAGCCUAACUGGGCCACUGACCGGCAGCGGCUCGCCAUGUGCUCCGUCGGCUUCGCCGGGAAGAUGCGGCAGAACCGCGGCCACGGAGUGACCGUGUACACAGUCACCGACCCGGGCGACGACCCCGUGCAGCCCAAGCCCGGCACGCUGCGGUACGGCGCGACGGUGCUGCCGGGGAAGGUCUGGAUCACCUUCCGGCCGGGCACCAUGCACAUCAGGCUGGCGCAGCCGCUCUUCGUCAAGAGCUUCACGGCGAUCGACGGGCGGGGCGCCGAUGUGCACGUCGCGGGGGGCGCCGGCAUCGUGCUCUACGAGGUGAGCAACGUGGUCAUCCACGGGCUCCACGUGCACGGCGUCCGCGCGCAGGCCCCCGGGCGUGUCGUCCGGCCCGGCGGCGCCGUGCAGACCAUGGACGCCGGCGACGGCGACGCCAUCCGGCUGCUGUCCAGCUCCAAGGUGUGGAUCGACCACAACACGCUGGCGCGCUGCGAGGACGGCCUCCUGGACGUGACGCUCGGGUCCACGGACGUGACCGUCUCCAACAACUGGUUCCACGACCACGACAAGGUGAUGCUGCUGGGCCACGACGACCAGCACGUCGCCGACCGCCGGAUGCGGGUCACCGUGGCGUUCAACCGCUUCGGCCCCAACGUGAACCAGCGCAUGCCGAGGAUCAGGCACGGCUACGCCCACGUCGUCAACAACUUCUACGACGGGUGGAGGGAGUACGCCAUUGGAGGGAGCAUGGGGCCCACUGUCAAGAGCCAGGGCAAUCUGUUCAUCGCCUCCACGGCGAACAGUGCCAAUGUGACGAGAAGGAUGCCGGUCGGACAUGCCGCUGGGAAGGACUGGCAUUGGCACUCCAGUGGGGACUCGUUUGAGAACGGCGCCGUCUUCAAGCAGACCGGCAGCAGGGUGCGCCCGAAUUACAACAGGCAUCAGACGUUCCCGGCGGCGAGCGCCGACGAGGUGAGAUCGCUGACCAAGGACGCCGGUGCUCUGAGGUGCUCCGCCGGGGCCGCGUGCUGAACGGAGAGAAUAAAGACGUCCAGUGGAAAGUGUUAAUACUACUUUGAAUAUGGUGUAGUUGCUGAUGCAGCUUGUAGCUAUAAAAAUGGCUGGGGUUUUACUCCCUCCGUUUGCCCCAAGUCGAAUUUAUAGGGUUUGAUCAAAUUUAUUAUUAAAUAUAAUAUGAAAAUAUAUUCCAUUAUGUAUCUAACGGUACAGAUUUGUUAUUGUGAAUGUUUACAUUUUUUGGAUAAACUUUGUUAAACUUCAGGAAGUUGAGUUGAAACAAUCCAUGCAAAGUUUUUUAAAGAAAGUAUUUCCUAGCAUCCCUUGGAAGCGCUUUUACUAACCGCU